GGCACGACUCCCAUAACCGGCGUCCCGCUGAGCCGCGGUGCGAGCCAGCGACUCCAAAGCGCGCCCUCGGGGCUCUGACCCGCCCCGUUCGCCUCGGGGCGCUUCCGGCCCCCUCCCCUCCCCUCGUGCUCUUUGAUCCGCCCGGCGCGGGCGCCUCGGCGGCGCCGGGGGAGGCGGUUUCGGGGGGGGCGUGGUCAGCGCGAUGUGGGCGUGGUUUCACGGAAUAUAAAAGGCGCCGCCGCGUCCCCCCCCACGCUCGUCACGAGGGCUCUGCGGAGAUGGAUCCCGAGUCUCCCCCCCGCGAGCUGGAGCUGUCGGCGCUGGAGGCCGAGAAGGAGCCGAUGGCCGCGGCCGAGGCGGAGCCGGGGACGCCCCCUGAGGCUCCCCCUCCCCACCGCGACCCCUCCCCAGCCCCGGAGCAGCGGCAGGGCGGCGAGAAGAACGGGCUGGUGAUGAAGAUCCCCCCCGAGGAAGAGGAGGAGGCGGCUUUAGGGGGCACGGGGGUUUCGGGGAGCCCCAAAUUCACCGGGCUGGGCAAGGAGGAGCUGCUGAGGGAGGCGGGGACGCCGCUCUGGGCCCGGGCCCGCCUGGUGCUGCUCGUGCUCUUCUGGGCAGGCUGGCUCGGGAUGUUGGGGGCUGCUGCUGCCAUCGUGGCCCAGGCCCCCCGAUGCCAGCCCCUGCCUGCCAAAGCCUGGUGGGAGCUCGGGGCGCUCUACAGGGCCCCCCCCAAGGCUUUUGGGGGCAAUCUGGAAGGUGUGGUGAAACAUUUGGGGUACCUGAAGGAGAAGCUGCAGGUGGGGGGGCUGGUGCUGGGCCCUGUGGCCCCCCAAAAAUCCCCUGAGGAGCUCAUCCCCCCCCUGAGGGAGCUGGACCCAGCCCUGGGCACCAGCGAGGACUUCAGCACCCUCCUGCAGGCAGCCAAGGACAAAGGAGCCUGUCCUGUUUUCAGGGUGCUGGUGGGGGGCACCCGCCUGCAGGAGCCCUGGCUGCUGCCCCAGGUGCCGGGGGGGCUGCAGCUGCUCCUGGGGCCCUUCCUGCAGCCCCUGGAGCCCAGAGGGAGCUCGGAGUCGCCCUCGGGAGCCCUCAGGAACCUCCUCAACUUCCUCAGCUCCAGCAACUCCUCCGUGGGGCUGGGCUGGAGCGUGGGGUCCCCGUGGGAGGCCUGGGUGAGCCCCGAGCUGAGGCUGCAGCAGCUGCUGCUGCUCUGGGGGCUGCCCGGGACCCCCGUGCUGAGCUACGGCGACGAGCUGGGGCUGCAGCGGCCCCUCAGAAACCAGCAGUUGCCGUCGAUGCCGUGGGAAUGGAUCGAGGAACCGAAAACUGGCGGGAACGGCUCUGAGCCCCCCGAGCUGGAGCUGUGCACGGCCCUGGCCUCGCUGCGGGCCCACGAGCGCUCGCUGCUGCUGGGGGAGGCGCGGGCGGUGCCGGCGGGCCCGGCCAUGGCCCUGCUGCGGCGCUGGGACCAGAGCCAGCGCUUCCUGCUGCUGCUCAACCCCCAGGACAGCACCCUCAGACCCUUCUCGGACAAGAGAGACCCCGGGGACCCCCAGGAGCCCCCCCUGCCGGCCUCGGCCACGCUGCACUACAGCACCGGCCCCAAGGCGCUCGGGGAGCAGCAGGUGCAGCUGCAGGAGCUCCAGGUGGGGCCCUACCAGGGGCUCCUGCUGGGCUUCCCCUACAGCCCCCAGUGAGCCCGGGCACCCCAAUCCUGCCCUGACCCCCCCAGUCCUGCCCCCAGCACCCCAAACCCACCCUGAGCCCCCCCCCCCCCAGUCUUGCACCCCCUCAUUUCAGGGCGGGGGUCCCGCACUCAUCUCCCCUCGCUCAUUUUUUGGGUUCUCAUCCUGCUCCCCCUCCACCCCAAAGCUUUUUUUUGUUUUUAUUUCUUUUCUCCCCAACUCAGUUUUGGGGUUUUCUUUGUUUCCUGGGGGUGUCGGGGUCCCCGCCAAAUUCUGAAUAAAUGAAUUGCAUUUGUG
Haemorhous mexicanus (house finch) is the source of this 1976-nucleotide messenger RNA. It is a transcript of the gene SLC3A2, whose product is annotated as solute carrier family 3 member 2. Lineage: Eukaryota; Metazoa; Chordata; Aves; Passeriformes; Fringillidae. Gene Ontology annotation, biological process: amino acid transport. The record is from RefSeq and is a predicted model, not a curated record.